UCGUAAAGUGGAUGUCAAGUGAGCUCUUAAAUUACUAACGGCGUCUUGCAAUUAUGCUGUAAUUACGUGCGCGUGCUCGACUGUCCGAUAACGACGAUAACGUUGUCCGAUUCAUAUCCCCGGAAACGCAAGGAUCAUCAUAAGCGUAUUGAACGCGGUACGAAAGCUCUCGACGAGCAUUAUCGAAAUCGUCAGUACUCUGCAGCAAAAUGGCAGCGAGUGAUUCUAACACAGACGACAGCCUGUAUCCCAUCGCAGUUCUGAUCGACGAGUUAAAAAAUGAGGAUGUCCAGUUACGUCUGAAUUCUAUCAAGAAACUAUCAACAAUCGCACUGGCACUAGGCGUUGAACGGACACGGAGCGAAUUAAUACCAUUUUUAACAGAAACAAUCUAUGAUGAAGAUGAAGUUCUCCUUGCGUUGGCCGAACAGCUUGGCACGUUUACUCCUCUUGUUGGUGGACCAGAAUUUGUGCAUUGUCUAUUGCCACCAUUGGAAUCUUUGGCUACCGUGGAAGAAACUGUGGUUCGUGACAAAGCUGUAGAAUCUUUAAGAAAUAUCGCAAGUCAACACAGCCCUGCAGACUUAGAGGAACACUUUGUUCCAUUGGUACAACGCUUGGCUUCAGGAGAUUGGUUCACGUCAAGAACAUCGGCAUGUGGCUUGUUCAGCGUUUGCUAUCCAAGAGUGAGCCCAGCCAUUAAAGCGGAAUUGCGAAAUCACUUCCGCAGCUUGUGCCAAGACGAUACUCCUAUGGCACGACGAUCAGCUGCUUCCAAAUUAGGUGAAUUUGCAAAAGUUGUGGAAAUUGAAUACCUUAAAUCUGAUUUAAUACCCAUGUUUGUUAUACUCGCCCAGGACGAACAAGAUUCAGUUCGUCUUUUAGCCGUUGAAGCUUGUGUCAGUAUUGCAGCAUUAUUACAACAAGAGGAUGUUGAACAGUUGGUUAUGCCUACGCUUCGACAGUGCGCUAGUGAUCAAUCAUGGCGCGUUCGUUAUAUGGUAGCAGAUAAGUUUACAGAUCUCCAAAAGGCUGUUGGUCCCGAAAUAACGAAAACAGAUCUUGUGCCAGCAUUUCAAGUAUUAUUGAAAGAUAUCGAAGCAGAGGUGCGGGCAGCGGCUGCCGAUAAAGUUCGCGAUUUCUGUCAGAAUAUUGAUCAAGUUAAUCAGGAAUUUAUAAUAAUGACAAAUAUAUUGCCUAUUGUUAAAGAACUUGUAGCAGAUCCUAAUCAACAUGUAAAAUCAGCUUUGGCAAGCGUAAUUAUGGGACUAAGUCCCAUACUCGGCAAGCACAACACAAUCGAACAUUUAUUACCGCUAUUUCUAUCCCAACUCAGAGAUGAAUGUCCUGAAGUGCGACUCAAUAUCAUUAGUAAUCUAGAAUGUGUUAAUGAAGUUAUUGGCAUACAACAGCUCUCACAAUCUCUUCUACCUGCCAUCGUGGAAUUAGCCGAAGAUUCUAAAUGGCGUGUGCGACUAGCUAUUAUCGAGUACAUGCCAUUGUUGGCCGGACAACUUGGCGUAGAAUUCUUUGACGAGAAAUUAAAUUCUCUGUGCAUGACUUGGUUGGUGGAUCAUGUGUAUGCAAUUCGGGAAGCAGCUACGUUAAAUCUGAAGAAACUUGUAGAGAAAUUUGGGCCCGAUUGGGCACAGAAUACAGUGAUACCUAAAGUUUUGGCUAUGUCCAGGGAUCAAAAUUAUCUUCAUAGAAUGACAUGCUUAUUCUGCAUCAAUGUUUUGGCUGAAGUAUGUGGUCCAGAAAUAACGACAAAAGUAAUGCUCCCAACUGUAUUAACAAUGGCUACUGAUAAUGUUGCAAAUGUAAGAUUUAAUGUUGCUAAGACUCUACAGCGAAUUGGACCUUUUCUCGAACCCUCAGCAGUCCAAACUCAAGUAAAACCUAUCCUCGAUAAACUUAAUACUGAUAGUGACGUAGAUGUGAAAUACUUUGCUUCAGAAGCAAUUGCUGGAAUCGCAGCGUAGGUUGAACGACACAGUGCAUUUAUCACUUAUUCAAUAAUAUUCAACUUAAAUUUGAAGAAGAGAGGAUGCCACAAUAUUUCACUUACAAGUACAUGGCAACAGGUAAUAUUAUGCACAGUCAAAGCAAACUUUAAUGAGGAGAUAAUUCUAUAAUUAGUAGAUUAUAUUA
Molecule: messenger RNA, 2151 nt
Organism: Cyphomyrmex costatus
Lineage: Eukaryota; Metazoa; Arthropoda; Insecta; Hymenoptera; Formicidae
Gene: Pp2A-29B
Product: Protein phosphatase PP2A regulatory subunit A
Exons: 10
Coding region: 210-1982 (590 amino acids)
Biological process (GO): protein dephosphorylation
Cellular component (GO): nucleus; cytoplasm; protein phosphatase type 2A complex
Molecular function (GO): protein binding; protein phosphatase regulator activity
Source: RefSeq, a predicted model, not a curated record